Columba livia (rock pigeon) is the source of this 4011-nucleotide messenger RNA. RefSeq names its product E3 ISG15--protein ligase HERC5. The record is from RefSeq and is a predicted model, not a curated record. The coding region runs from base 67 to 3006 and encodes 979 amino acids. Gene Ontology annotation, molecular function: ubiquitin protein ligase activity. The transcript is spliced from 23 exons. Gene Ontology annotation, biological process: protein polyubiquitination. Lineage: Eukaryota; Metazoa; Chordata; Aves; Columbiformes; Columbidae.
ACCCCCGCCGCUGCCACCGGACUUGCACUCAGCGCAGCCGAGCUGGCGGACGGGCGGCGAGCGGGGAUGCCGGCGGGACGGCGGCGGCGGCGGCAGCAACAGCAGCGGCAGGAGCAACAGCAGCAACAGGAGCAACAGCAGCAGCGGCAACAGGAGCAACAGCAGCAGCGGCAGCAGGACGGGCGACGGGACCGGGCGAACGGCUCUCCGCCGAGUACGGGAGAGCACACGCAGUUGCAGGGGAAUCAGGAGGUGCGAUGCUCAAACCAUGAUGAAACACAUACACUCGUUCUCUCCUCUGAUGGGAUGCUUUCUGAGCAGUGGGCUACUGCUUCAGCUCACUGCUCUAAGACAAGGCUGGUGAAAGAACUAGAAGACCAUCAUAUUGUUCAAAUAGCAUGUGGGGACCAGCAUGCCAUGGCACUCUCCAGAGGAGGUGAGCUCUUCACCUGGGGCCAGAAUGCCCAUGGACAACUUGGAGUGAGCAGCCAAAAUGCGCUCAUCCCAAAGCCACAGCUGGUGGAAAGACUAAAGGGCAUCCCACUCGCUCAAAUUGCUGCUGGAGGAGCUCACAACGUUGCUGUGUCACUCUCUGGAGCUGUGUACUCCUGGGGAAAGAAUGAUUUUGGACAGCUGGGACUCGGACACACAAGAGACAGAGGCUGCCCAUCCUACAUAAAAGCAUUAGAGCACUGGAAGACUGUAUUUGUCUCAUGUGGAGCAGAUCACACAGCAGUUCUCUCCAAGGAGGGGUUGGUGUGCACCUUUGGAGCAGGAGGGUCUGGCCAGCUUGGUCACAACUCCACUCGGAAUGAACUUGUGCCUCGUCUGGUGGCUGAGCUGUGGGGAGCAAGAGUCUCUCAGAUUGCCUGCGGCAGACAGCACACCCUGGUCUAUGUCCCCUCCUUGGACACAGUCUUUUCAUUUGGUUCUGAUGAAGAAGGACAGCUGGGAGAUAAAAGAAAGCCUAAUCAGUUGAUACCACUUCCCAUUGAUUCACCAGUGAAUACUGGAAAAUCCCAUCAGGAAAACAACACAUCACAAAAGGUGAUUGAAAUUACUGCAGGAGGAAACCAAAGUAUUGUCCUCUGCAAGAAGAACAAUAAUUCCUGUUUGAAUGGAAUUGCCACUCUGCAGGAUGAAAAUGUGGAUGCAUGGAUCUCUAGUUCCAGUACACGAGACUGGGAGAGUGUAAAAAAGAAUAUCGGAUUGAUCUUUUCAUCUGAGGCCUGCAUCAACGGAAGCUUCCUGGCAAAAAGAGACAAACAUUUCAAAACUUCCACAGAAGUCUCAGGUGUAGACAUGGCAGAAGUGCAACAUUUUUAUGAGAAGGUCAGCAAGGUGCCAAAAGUCUUCGGGGAGGUGUUAAAGGGGAUUUUGAAGUUACAGUCAUCAUUGUCUUCCUCUCCCAUCUCACCUGAAAAUUUCAGAGUCUACUUGAUCUUGCCUUUUCUUCUCCAGGGAGAGUUUAACACCUCUUGUGCUCUCAGGCGGGUAGCACAAACCAUCACAAAACUCCAGCCACACAGCCUGCGAACACUUGAAUGCCUGUGGUCAAAUCUAGAAACAUCCUUUUUCAAGCAGCUGGUCAUUCUAUAUCAGAGAGUCUCCCAGAUGAUCCUGUCUGGCUUUCUCGAGAAUGUCAGACGUUCGCGACAAAGCCUCUACCACCUGGACCCACGUCAAAUAGUGACCCUGCAAAUGCUGCAGAUUCUUUACCAGGUGAACUCCAGAACUGGUACCAGAGUAAAAGAAAACACCUUCUAUGUGCCUGAAGUAAAAAAGAUUAUCUAUAUGUGUCAUUUCGUUGAUAUAAGAGGAACAGCCCUAUGGAUGCUGAGCAGGUAUCCAUGCAUCUUUGACAUACAAGGGAAGAUCCUGGUUCAUUUUACAGAAUGCAACACUCAGGCCAGCCAUUCGAGUGGUAUACCCUUAAUAGUGGCGGCCAAGAAGCUGUGGUGGUUUCCAGUCAAAAGACAGUGUCUUCUGCAAGACAUAUGGACCCAUUUAAAUAAGGCAUCAACCCAGCAGUUUAAGAAUCUCUUACAGGUGUCGUUCGAGGGCGAGCCAGGAGCGGACGACGGUGGGCUGGGCCGGGAGCUCUUCAGCGUGGCCGCCAGGACCCUCUGCCAGCCCGACACUGGGCCGUUCCACCACCUCCCCUCCGGCCUGCUGUGGUUCCCCAGCCAGCAGGCCCGGAGCAGCCAGCACACCUUCUUCCAGAUCGGGACGCUGUGCGGAAUGGCGCUGUACAACGGGUACACGGUGCCUUUCCCCUUCCCCAGGGCUCUCUACAAGAAGCUGCUGGGCCUGGAGCCCGACCUCGGCGACCUGGAGGAGCUGUUGCCAGCCGCAGGCCGGAGCCUUCAGAGAAUUUUGGAUGAAGAAUGUGAUCAAGUCCUUGAGAGCCUGGACAUGGACUUCACGAUAAUGGAAGAAGGAGGUUCCAUGGUUCCUGUUGAACUUAAAGAAAAUGGUGCCAACAUUCCUGUCACUAAGGAUAACAGGAAAGAAUUUGUUGACUUGUAUGUGAACUAUGUGCUCAAUAAAUCGAUACAGAAGCCAUUUGAGGACUUCAUGCAAGGGUUUUUAAGAGGCUGCCCAGCUAAGCAGUGGAAGAUAUUUCUCCCUGUAGAACUCCAGAUUGUUAUCCAGGGACACACAGAAUUUGACUGGAAUCUGCUGGAAAAGAAUGUGAAGUACGUACACUAUAAACAGUUAGAUCAAACCAUUGGGAAUUUUUGGGCUGUGUUUCAUAAACUCCCAGAAGAAAAAAAGAAGAUGUUUCUUGCUUUUUUGUCAGGGUCUGAUCGAAUCCCUGCCUGUGAACUGGAACAUUUUUGUUUUUAUAUUAUAGAUCCUCAAGCAGAAAAUCCAGAUGAGUGCUAUCUUGUUGCCAAUACUUGCAGACGCAUUUUGUUCCUCCCCAGAUACAGCAAUAAAAGAAUACUCAAGAAAAAGUUGCUCUGUACCAUAGAGCAUAGUGAAAAUUUUGGCUUGCGUUAACUCUUGGUAAGAAGCACUUUAAAGCAAAAGUAGGAAAACAAGUCCUCGUUUCACAUGUUAUAUUUCUUUCUUAAUUAUUCCAAUAUACUGGUUUCCACACUGCCUUCUUUUUAAUGCACUUUAUACACUUGAGUGUGUGUAUUCACUGAGAUUUUAUACAGAUUAUAAAAAUGAGCUUAAACCAGAUUACCUGAUUGUUAGAUUAUAAAGUUAGGAAAGAAGAAUCCUAUUUACCAUGCUACAAAGAAGCAAGCUGAUAACCAAGUGUAUUUACGUCUAUGUGCAUCUUGUCUGCCUUGGACCGGUCUUGUUUAGUUGGUGAGCUUUCAGCAGUGGGGAUUCUGCAAUUUGAACAUUACUAAGUGUAUAGCCAGUACAUGCUAAGCAUUCAUUGUUGCAAGAGGCAGCUACGGCAAAGUUUUACUCUGUAUUAGUUAUAAGAUUCUUUUGGGGAGUAAGUAACGCUGAGGAGACUUGUUCCUGCAAACUGUGAAUUGAAAUAGCAGUCCGUGCUCACCUGAGUAUAGCCUUUGACUUAUCUGAGAGAAGUUCUUAGGAUGAGGAUCUGAUCAUUCUUAGGCUUUAUUGAAAGCUACAUUUGUAAAACAUUAAUGGACUUUUUAUUAUUUAGUGUGAUAUCACUGUUAUAUUUGUUGUCCUUCUUUAUAUCUUCUAAGGACAUGUUGGGCAAUUAAAUUAAACAAAAUUUUAGGCUUGCAGAACAACUGUGUACAUGAGGCUUGCAGGGCUGCUGGAAGCGUGUUGCCAAAACUGCGUAGCACUGGCAGGAUAUUGACCAUGUCAGGCAGGACAUAAAGGCAGAGGAGGUAUUUUUCUGUGUAUUUUGCUCUGUGUAAAAACAUAGAAAGAAAGAGAGAGAGUGACAGCAGUCAUGAAUUUUCAGCAGUCCUCCUCCUUCCUUUGGUGUGUUAAAUGUGUCAGUGGACAUACAUAUGUAAUGAAGACUUUUACUGUAUGCAAUUAAAUUAUUAUUUAUUAAAUUUC